Messenger RNA from Phoenix dactylifera (date palm), 1402 nucleotides. RefSeq names its product agamous-like MADS-box protein AGL66. Lineage: Eukaryota; Viridiplantae; Streptophyta; Magnoliopsida; Arecales; Arecaceae. Gene Ontology annotation, biological process: positive regulation of transcription by RNA polymerase II. Gene Ontology annotation, molecular function: RNA polymerase II transcription regulatory region sequence-specific DNA binding; protein dimerization activity. The record is from RefSeq and is a predicted model, not a curated record.
AUGGGGCGUGUUAAGCUCCAGAUAAAAAGGAUAGAGAACAACACCAAUCGCCAGGUGACCUUCUCCAAGCGUCGCAAUGGGCUCAUCAAGAAAGCCUACGAGCUCUCGGUUCUUUGCGACAUCGACAUCGCCCUCAUCAUGUUCUCUCCCUCCGGGAGGCUCAGCCAUUUCUCCGGCAGGCAGAGGAUCGAGGAUGUGCUUGGUCGGUACAUAAAUCUCCCGGAGCAUGAUAGGGGAGGAAUUAUCCAAAAUCGAGAGUAUUUGAUCCGGACGUUAAAAAAGCUCAAGUGUGAGGGCGACAUGGAAGCUGAAUUAGUCAAUCCUGGGGCUGUUAACUCCCACGUGGAGGAACUUCAACAAGAGAUCCAUAUGUAUCAGCAUCAGCUGCAGCUCUCUGAAGAACGCCUAAGUAUUUUCGAGCCAGACCCCCUUGGCAUCACUUCUAUGGAUGAGCUUGAAUCAUGCGAGAAAUUCCUCAUGGAGGCCUUAAGGCGUGCAGGAGAGAGAAAGAAGUAUUUGCUGAGUAACCAUCUGCCUCCGUACGACCCCUCGGCAUCCAGCAUGCAGAUGUACCUGCCGUCGCAACAAGAACCGAUGCCCAAUUCGUUCGGGAGCGAGGUGGUGCAGUGGGUCCCAGGAACGACACCCAAUCCCGGCAACCAGAUCUUCAUCGGUUCCGACCUCCUCAUGUCCCUCAGGGAUCCCGGCAUCUACGGCCCAAUCUCUUCGGGCACGGGCCUACCGAUGGACCCACGUGUGGGGAGCUGCCACGUCAGCAACCAGAACGAUGCAUGGCAUCAAGCAUACACGUCAACUGAGCUCCUCUCGGCCCUCAUCCCAUCUGCCCCCUUCCCUCUCAUCCAGCAUCCGAUGGCACUGACGGACUUGCCACCGAUGGUGCUACCGGCUGAGCAAGCAGAGGCCCCGACAAGUUGCCCGCACAUGCCAGGAGACGAGCAUGGCACGUGCGCUACAACAUAUGAAACCAAACCACCGUCGGUGAAUGCCGGUUGAUUUCAUCUGUCCGAUGAGCGAAUCCGCAAUUGCGCAUCAACCCCUUUCAAAGCUCCAGGGAGCCACUUGGAGAUAGGUACAUGUAGUGCUUUAGGGAGAGAGCUUUGUUAGGGUUACCUAGAGUUCUUUCUUGACAAGAUCUGUAUCUAGCGAAAUGAAUUAUGAAAGUUGGAAAAGAAAGAGAUUGGAUAUAGAAGAAUAUGGACGUUGUAAUUUACGAUAGUUGUAGUAAACCUUUUUGGCUGGUUCACUUGGUGGUUGAAUUGGGUUCAUCCGCUCUACUCAUUCUCUUCACUUGACAAGAGAUGUGAUUUUAAAUGGAAAAAUAAACGGUUAUGGCUCUAAUGUGUGGUCAACCAUGUUAAAUUAUUGAUGAAUUUUUUUUUCA